Molecule: messenger RNA, 3269 nt
Organism: Macadamia integrifolia
Lineage: Eukaryota; Viridiplantae; Streptophyta; Magnoliopsida; Proteales; Proteaceae
Product: receptor-like serine/threonine-protein kinase SD1-8
Exons: 7
Coding region: 137-2695 (852 amino acids)
Biological process (GO): recognition of pollen; protein phosphorylation
Molecular function (GO): protein serine/threonine kinase activity; ATP binding
Source: RefSeq, a predicted model, not a curated record
AAGUUGAGAAUUUAGAGAGGGAAAGAGCAUUACUGGGUUGUUCUGCUCCUACCCAACCCAUCUUCUAAAGAGAAGAGGCAGGUUGAAUUCAGGGAGGGAAAAGAGGGGAAAGAAACAAGAAGAAGAAACUAAAAAUAUGAGAAAUGUCGGUGGCCUGCAUCUUUGCCUUGUCUCUUGCUUCGCAUUUCUGGGUUGUUAUUGUUCUUCCCAAAGUUUCAUUGUAGGGAACAGCAUAACAGUAAAUCAAUCAGUCAGAGAUGGGCAAAGCCUCGUCUCUUCUGGUGGAACAUUUGAAUUGGGGUUCUUCAGUCCAACCAAUUCUGACAACAGAUACGUGGGGAUUUGGUACAAGAAAAUCUCUGUUCAAACCGUUGUUUGGGUAGCAAACAGAGAUGAUCCGAUUACAGAUUUAUCUGGUGUUUUGAAGAUCGCCGGAGAUGGGAAUCUUGUCCUUCUAAAUCGAUCGGAAUCUGUGGUGUGGUCUACGAAUGCAUCCAAAGUAGAUAGCCCAGUUGCAGAGCUUUUGGACUCGGGAAAUCUCGUUAUUAAGGACGAGAAAGACGAUAGCCCGGAGACCUAUCAAUGGCAGAGCUUCGAUCAUCCGACUAAUACGUUAUUACCGGGUAUGAAGCUAGGUUGGAAUUUGAGAACUGGGUUGGAUCGGUUUCUCAAUUCUUGGAACAGCGAUAGUGAUCCUUCCACAGGUAGAGUUUCGUUCAGGAUAAAUCGCUAUGGAUACCCGCAGGCUUUUUUGUGGAAUGGAGAUUCGAUAGAUUAUCGAAGCGGACCUUGGAAUGGUUUACAGUUCAGUGCGGUUCCUGAAAUGAAGCCCAACAACAUCUUCAAUUUCAGCUUCACCUCGAAUGCAGAUGAGUUGUAUUAUUCAUUUUCGCUGAAGAACGAUUCUGUGGUGUCGAGGUUGGUAGUGAAUCCAUCGGGUUUUCUUCAGCGAUUCACAUGGCUGACCGACGUGGACAACGAAGGCUGGAAUCUUUACUGGUACGCACCCAAGGAUCAAUGCGAUGAUUACAGAGUGUGCGGUGCUUAUGGUAUCUGCGACGCCAAUGCGUCGCCGGUGUGCCAAUGCCCAACAAGUUUUGAGCCCAGGGAUCUUCAGAGCUGGAAUUUGAGAGAUGGGUCUGGUGGGUGCGUUCGGGAAGUAGGGUUCGAUUGUCAGAAGGGAGAUGAUGGGUUCUUGAAGUUGCAGAACAUGAAGGUCCCCGACACCUCCAAGGCUUUCGUGAAUGAGAGUAUGAGUCUUGCAGAAUGUGAAUUGGCUUGCAAGAGUAACUGCUCGUGUACAGCUUAUGCGAAUUCGAAAAUUACAGGAGGAGGGACUGGUUGCUUAUAUUGGACAGGUGAGCUCAUCGAUCUCCGGGAUUUCUCGGACGGGGGCCAAGAUCUCUACUUGCGUGUCGCGGCUUCUGAACUAGCAAAGAGCCAAGCCUCUGGUGCUAAUUCUGGCGAAAGAAAGCAAUUAACUAUUGGAAUCAGUGUCACAGUUGCUAUGGGUGUUCUUGUAUUGGCAUUCACUGGCUGCUACCUAUGGAAGAGAAAGACAAAUGGAGGUGUGUUGAGUAGGAGGACAGAGGAAAGAGUUACCAGGGAGAAAAGCCAAGACAUGCAAUCUGUUGACUUGGUUGUGUCGAGCGGAAGAGACUACUCAGAUGAAUGUAACAAAGAUGAUCUAGAGUUGCCUCUGUUUGAUUUUGCCACUAUUGCAUUUGCCACAGAUAACUUCGACGAAGCAAACAAACUAGGAAAAGGUGGUUUUGGUACUGUUUAUAUGGGUCACUUGGAGGGACAUGAAAUAGCUGUGAAGAGGCUCUCAAAGACUUCAGGACAAGGAAUACAAGAAUUCAAGAAUGAGGUUUUGCUAAUUGCAAAACUUCAACACAGGAAUCUUGUUCGGCUUUUGGGUUGUUGUAUUGAUAGCGAAGAGAAGAUGUUGAUCUAUGAAUACAUGAAAAACAGAAGCUUGGACUCUAUACUUUUUGACAAGGGAAAAUCCUUAUCCUUGGAUUGGCCAAAGCGCUUCCAAAUUAUUGGGGGAAUUUCCAGAGGACUUCUUUAUCUUCACCAAGACUCCAGAUUUAGAAUCAUCCAUAGGGAUCUCAAAGCUAGCAACAUUCUACUGGAUGGCGAGAUGAACCCCAAAAUUUCAGACUUUGGCAUGGCAAGAAUUUUUGGAGGGGAUGAAACUGAAGGAAAUACUAAGAGAGUAGUUGGAACAUAUGGUUAUAUGUCGCCUGAAUACGCAAUGGAUGGGAUCUUCUCGGUGAAAUCUGAUGUUUUCAGCUUCGGCGUUCUGGUGUUGGAGAUUGUAAGUGGCAAGAAGAACAGAGGAUUUUACUAUGUUAAUAGCCAGCUAAAUCUUCUUGCACAUGCAUGGAGACUAUGGAGAGAAGGAAAAGGCUCGGAACUUAUGGAUGAAUCAAUGAAGGAAUCAUGCUCAGCAGGUGAAGUAUUGAGAUGUAUACAAGUUGGACUAUUGUGUGUACAAGAACGCCCAGAAGAAAGGCCAACUAUGUCAUCUGUAGUUUUGAUGUUGAGUAGUGAAACAGCAACAAUGCCUCAACCGAAACACCCUGGUUUUGGUCACGGAAGGACUCCCUUGGAGACAGAUGAAUCAUCUUCUAAACAAGAAUCAGGUACUGUAAACCAUAUGACAGUUACAAUCAUAGAAGGCAGAUGACAGUUUGACAACUACUGCUAUGAGUUCUUAAGAUCUUAUCCACCUCAAAGGCUUGUGACUUGUCCUCAAGCCAGGGGAUUCAAAGGCAUAGUCUCUGUAUAUAUUGAAGAGUUGCAAUAAAUUCAAAUUCGGCGAAGCUGCUGAUGCCUCAAUGAAGAGAGUGGAUGAUUUAACAACUUUCCACAUUGUUAUAGGUGAUGAGAAGCAAAGAUAACCUUAUUCGCAAUCGGCAUGGGAUUGAAAGCAUGAGAUUGAACAUCUGAGAUUGCGAGUAGGGAUGAUCUUGUUUAAAUUGUCUUCUUUCAUGAUGAAGAUCAUAGAGUAUGUAGUUUUGCUUUGGGGAAUGUCUCUCAUUAGUUACAACCCCUUUCCAAAUUUCCAAGUGUAAUUGUUUUUAAGUUUCUUCAUUUCAAUUAAAAUUACUUCUUGUAUGCUUCAACUUCCCACACUGCAUCAGUGCUGAUGGGAAUUGGUUGCUUGUGUUUUCUCAAACUUGCUAUCUUCAGUUAGUUAUGGAACUAAAAUUAACAAAGAUCCUUUUUGGGGUGCAAAAAUUUUACAAAGAUUAAAGCCA